This is a messenger RNA of Iphiclides podalirius (scarce swallowtail), 1857 nucleotides long. The record is from the annotation of a GenBank genome assembly. Lineage: Eukaryota; Metazoa; Arthropoda; Insecta; Lepidoptera; Papilionidae.
AUGGCAAGAUUUGUAAGUGAUUGUUUUGCAUUUACAAAGCGGCGAGUUUUUUUGAUAACAUGGAUCUCAUUAGUCAUUUACAUUUUUUACGACACUUUUAUUUAUUACAAAUUUGAACGGCGUUAUUAUCAUCUGCGACGCAUAUUAGGGUUAGGGCUAUGCAUAUCAAGGGGAACAGCAACAGUUCUCAAUUUAUGCUGCGCGCUGGUCCUGUUGCCACUCUGCAAGAAGCUCAACCAACUUCUCUACCGCCUAUUGUCGAAAUUAUGGCCCGGCCUCUUCUUCUUCUGGCUGGAAAGAGCGAAGAGUUUCCACAUGACCGUAGCAGUUACUCUUCUUUCGUUUUCUGUGAUACAUUCGGCGUCGCAUUUCGUGAACCUGUGGAAUUUCUCCCGCAACUACGAGGAGCGGUGGGCGGAGAUUAACUUGGCUCGCUACAGGAACGAGAGUCCAUUUCGCCUGCUCCUAAGUAUGGCGGGCUUGACGGGCGUCAUGCUGCUAAUAAUUGCCAUCAGCAUGGGCCUGACGUCGUUGCGGAUAGUCCGGCGCAGGUUCUACAACGCGUUCUGGUACACGCACCAACUGUACUUUCCCUUCAUGGUCUUCUUAAUGAUCCAUCCUUUGAGCGGCGUCCUGAAGGAAGAAGUCAUAAGUGAACAUAACACUAGUCUUUACGCUAGUCAAAAAAGUUGGACGAACAGUUCAACUCUCCACACGGAGAAGUUUGUGCCGAUAAAGUCUAAGACAUGGCUUUGGAUGGCUUUACCUUUAAGCUGCUUCCUCUUCGAUCUUCUCUGGAGGAUAUUUUCCAGGAAUCGGGCCCGAGUUAACCUGUUAAAAGUGGGCCACAUGGCCGGGCGUACACUUAGCAUCACGAUGAGCUGCCCUGACCAGAGCUUCACUUGUAUAAAGGGCCAGUACAUGCUGCUGCAGUGCUUGGACAUCUCGCUGCUCGAAUGGCACCCUUUCACCGUUGUCAAGCUUCCGACGGCUAACCACAGGCAGUUUGAGGUUUGGAUAAGGGUCAAAGGGGACUGGACUGAGUCCUUGGAGAGACUAAUCCUGGAAAGAGGCGCAACUAAUGUCAGGAUGUUAAUGGACGGUCCUUUCUCGAGUCCUAUGGAGGGAGUGAGUAGAGAGGGAGUCGCGCUGUGCGUCGCCGCUGGUAUCGGUGUCACGCCGUUUGUGACGACCCUACACGAUAUGCUGGCGAACCCGAGAGCCCACCUGCCAGGGCGUGUGCAUUUAAUAUGGAUAGUGAGACGUGAAGUGGAGUUAGCAUGGCUUUCAGGGUUAACGGACAAAGUCAUAUCCGUGCUGAGGCGCGCCAAUCGUCCAGAUAGACUGCAUAUAGAGUUUUACGUGACGGGCACAGAGGACAACGGAACUGCGGAUAAAGAUAAAAAUGUACCUAAUGCUACUGUGGAUAAAGUUAAAAAUGGCCUAUCACACAUCGUUGUCGUGAACGAAAAGGGCGUCCUGACUCACGUUUUAGAUAAACAUGCAAUAGACGACGGGAAAGCUCAUCUAGAUAAACAAGAGAAGUGUAAUGAUGAGAGAGCAACUCUGCUCACGCCGAAUAGAAAACGCAAUGGUUGCGUGGAAACGGGAGUGGUGGGGAGAAGGGAGAAAGAGUUCGACGUAGCGAAAGAGUACCCUCUGGUUGGGUGCAGAGUGAGAAGGGGCCGACCUCAUUGGGACCGCGUGUUCGGUUAUUGGGUGCAUCUGUAUCCGGGGGACCACCUCAACCUAUAUUGCUGUGGACCAAAGAAAUUAGUGAAGUUAUUAAGGGGAAAAUGCAAAAGCGUAUCAAACCGUACCAAGACCAAAAUCACAUUCAUCCACGAGGCUUUUUCC